CUCAAGAUGAACAUCAGCUUCUCUCGGAAGCAGUCAAAGUCCGAUGAGGACUUCCUUUCAGACCUGGUCUCUCCUAAACCACGAGGGACACCUGGGCGGAGCUAUGGGUUCAGACAGACUCCUGACCGGCAGCAGAGGGUGGCUGCAGCACGACUGGGAGAGAACCCACCGUGGUUUUCCACCCCUCAAGGUCCAGCUCGACGAAGGAAGUCCCCAGCGCCCCCAACUCCUUUGACAUACCAGGUGGAGAUGGAGAUGCAGACUUCAGGACUUCCCAAACUCAAAUUCAAACGCACAAACUCGGUGAAUUGUGGAGACUCGGGAGCUCAGAGCCCUGUAGUUGGACUGAAACCCUCUAAACCUGUGGAUCCUGGAUGUGGUUCUCCAUCCGUUUGUGCUCAUGUGACUCCAGCUAAGGGUGGCAGUGUCCAAACAUACAUCUGUCAGUCAUACACACCGACGCGCCUUCCCGCCGGAACGCCGUCUCCAGUGGCCGUGGCAGAGACCAUCCCGUUGACCCCGUCUCCCCAGAGCAGCGGUAAAGUGACACCCGAGAACCUGAACAGCUGGCCUCGAAAGAAGAGGGCCCGGGUGGCAGGGGGCAGACACAGAGACAGAGUCCUGAAGGAGGAGGGGCUACUGGAGGAGCUGCAGGAGGAGGCGGAGCUCGGAGUCAGCAGGUUACAAGAUGUUGACGACGCAGAAGAUGCUCCUCUGGAAAAUCUGUUCUGGGGAGAGAAACGAGCAGAGCAGGCUGACCCAGAUCUACUGAACUUAGAGGACCAUGUGAUCUGGAGCACGGGGAGUGCAAACACCAAGUCAGCAGCGACCCCCCCCAGUUCAAAGAAGAGGAAGCCGGUCACAGCCAGUGGGAUCCUGGCUCUCACUCAGUCUCCUCUGCUGUUCAAAGGCAAAUCGGGGUCCGCCUCUAAAAGACCGACUGCUGCUAAAGAUGAAGCUGCUUCAGAGGCCGACGGGGACCUGUCUCCAUUCAGUAAACCUGUCCGACGCUCCAGCGGGGUCAAGAACUACAGCAGGAAGAGGCUGCUCCCCUGAAACACCCUCAUUCUGGUCUGGGCCUGGGCCUGGGCCUGGUCUGGUCUGGUCUGG
Molecule: messenger RNA, 1110 nt
Organism: Sphaeramia orbicularis (orbiculate cardinalfish)
Lineage: Eukaryota; Metazoa; Chordata; Actinopteri; Kurtiformes; Apogonidae
Product: treslin-like
Exons: 4
Coding region: 7-1056 (349 amino acids)
Biological process (GO): mitotic G2 DNA damage checkpoint signaling; DNA replication; mitotic DNA replication checkpoint signaling
Cellular component (GO): nucleus
Molecular function (GO): chromatin binding
Source: RefSeq, a predicted model, not a curated record